This is a messenger RNA of Hyla sarda, 10031 nucleotides long. RefSeq names its product DCC netrin 1 receptor (gene DCC). Gene Ontology annotation, molecular function: protein binding. The transcript is spliced from 29 exons. Gene Ontology annotation, biological process: cell-cell adhesion. NCBI's taxonomy places the organism in Eukaryota, Metazoa, Chordata, Amphibia, Anura, Hylidae. The record is from RefSeq and is a predicted model, not a curated record. The coding region runs from base 447 to 4718 and encodes 1423 amino acids. Gene Ontology annotation, cellular component: membrane.
AAAAUUUUCUGUAACAUGGGAUAACAGGAACAAAGUCUAUGUACAGCUUAGCUAAGAUUGACGUAUGGUUGGGACUUUUGUAAGUUCUUUAGCUUAGUAAGAUUUAGUAUGUGCAGAUCCGCUGGAUUUAGGAUUAUGUUUAGGUCCAGGGUCCUUGCUAGAAGUAGCAGGGAAGUUUGUGAGAACUCGCUGUUUGAUUCGAGCCGAGGCCGUCAGGCUUUGGCCCAGUAUUUGUCGUUGAAAGUUACGCAGAUCUUGACUCUCCAACAAUCCGGAACCCAAGAGAGCGACUAUUGGCCGUAGCUCCCUUAUAUGGGCAGGGGCUGGCCGUUUUAGGAUUGGUCCAGACAUCUGUCAAUCAGCUUUACAAGGUAUUGUAGCGGUAUCACAUGACCCAGAACCUCCAAAGGUCCUUUUAUCUACCAUAGAGACUAAACCACAGUCACAUGACCCGCAGGCCCUGCGACGCUAUGCAAGGCUCACAAGUAAAGAGUUUUACAUCACUGUGGUUCAUCUCUGAGCCCAUAGAUGUAGUCACCAUGAGAGGGAGUUACGUGGUCUUAAACUGCUCUGCUGGCUCAGAUCGAGGGUCACCAAUCAUCAAGUGGAAAAAAGAUGGAGUUUACCUAAAUUUAGCAAUAGAUGACAGAAGACAACAACAGUCCAAUGGAUCCUUGAUAAUACAGACUGUGGUACACUCGCGGCAUCACCGGCCCGAUGAAGGCUCUUAUCAGUGCGAAGCAUCAUUAGAUGGCGUUGGUGCCAUUAUUAGUCGGACAGCUAAAGUACUGGUUGCCGGUCCUCUGAGGUUCCUUUCCCAGACAGAAUCGGUUACUUCGUUUAUCGGAGAUACGGCUCUACUGAAAUGUGAGAUUGUCGGGGAGCCCAUGCCUACCGUCCACUGGCAGAAGAACCAAGAGGAUCUGGUGUUGACUCCUGGAGACACACGGGUGCUGGUCUUACCGUCAGGGGCCUUGCAGAUUAGUCGUCUACAAGCAGGGGAUGCUGGACUGUAUAGGUGUUUGGCUAAAAAUCCUGGUAGCUCCAGGACAGGAAAUGAAGCCGAGAUCCGCAUUCUAUCCGAAUCUGGGUUACAUCGACAACAAAUCUUCUUGCAGAGGCCCUCAAACCUCGCAGCCAUUGAAGGACAAGAUGUGGUUCUGGAAUGUGCAGUAUCAGGAUACCCGACCCCGAUCGUCUUCUGGAUGCGAGGAGAAGAAGUCAUCCCAACAAGGACAAGAAAAUAUUCUCUUCUUGGAAGCAGCAAUUUGCUGAUUACCAACGUGACGGAUGAUGACACGGGCACGUAUACCUGUCUGGUUACCUACAAGGGCGAGAACAGCAGUGCCUCGGCAGAGCUCAGCGUCAUGGUGCCCCCACGGUUCUUCAAUCACCCAGCCAAUCUCUAUGCCUAUGAAAGUAUGGACAUUGAGUUUGAAUGUGCUGUAACCGGGAAGCCUCCCCCUACAGUGAAAUGGACCAAGAAUGGAGAGGUGGUCAUCCCUAGUGACUACUUUCAGAUAGUGGGUGGCAGCAAUCUAAGGAUUUUAGGUCUGGUGAAGACAGAUGAAGGUUAUUAUCAAUGUAUAGCGGAAAAUGAAGCUGGAACAGCAGAGACGUAUGCACAGCUCAUCAUUCCAGACCCUGCUGUUCCCAGUUCCAGUGUCCUUCCCUCUGCUCCUCGAGAUGUGGUCCCUGUUUUGGUUUCUAGUCGAUUUGUACGUCUCAGCUGGAGGCCACCUGUAGACACACGAGGGAACAUACAAGCCUACACCGUUUACUUCUCCAAAGAUGGGGCUCACAGGGAGCGGGCCUUAAACACGUCACAGUCUGUGGCCCUGCAGUUAACAGUGGGCAACCUGAAACCCGAGGAGACUUACUCUUUCCGUGUGGUAGCUUAUAAUGAGUUUGGGCCCGGCGAGAGCUCACAGCCAGUCAAGGUGGCUACACAACCUGAAUUGCAAGUUCCAGGACCAGUAGAAAAUCUUCAAACAUUCUCGACUUCUCCUACCUCAAUUUUAAUUUCUUGGGAACCCCCUGCCUAUGCAAAUGGUCCUGUUCAAGGCUACAGAUUACUCUGCACAGAGACUAUUUCAGGGAGAGAACAGAAUAUUGAAGUCGACGGGCUGUCGUACAGAUUAGAAGGUCUUCGGAAGUUUACAGAAUACAGCAUAAGAGUCUUGGCAUACAACCGCUAUGGACCAGGAGUCUCUACUGAGGAACACACAAUUACGACACUGUCUGAUGUACCAAGCGCCAUGCCUCAAAAUGUGUCAUUAGAGGUGGUGAGCUCAAGGAGUAUUAAGGUUAGCUGGCUGCCGCCCCCAUCAGGAACCCAAAAUGGUUUUAUUACUGGCUACAAAAUCCGUCACAGAAAGACCACCCGACGGGGAGAACUGGAGACUAUAGAGCCGAAUAAUCUAUGGUACUUGUUCACAGGACUUGAGAAGGGCAGCCAGUACAGCUUCCAAGUCUCUGCAAUGACCGUGAAUGGAACUGGACCCUCAUCUGACUGGUAUACAACCGAAACGCCGGAGAACGAUCUUGACGAAUCUCAGGUGCCCGACCAGCCCAGUUCUCUUCAUGUCAGGCCUCUGACUACCAGUAUCAUUAUGAGUUGGACUCCGCCGCUGAACCCUAACAUUGUGGUGCGCGGGUACAUAAUUGGCUAUGGUGUCGGAAGCCCCUAUGCCGAGACGGUGAGAGUGGACAGCAAACAGCGCUAUUAUUCCAUUGAGAAUUUAGAACCAAGCUCCCAUUAUGUGAUUUCCCUGAAAGCCUUUAAUAACGUCGGAGAGGGGGUCCCUCUCUAUGAAAGUGCCACAACUCGAUCUCAAACUGACCCCUUGGAUCCCUCAGAAAUUGAGUUUUAUCCUUUUAUUGAUGAUUUUCCUACCUCAGUCCCAGAAAUGUCCACCCCCAUGCUCCCACCAGUAGGUGUUCAGGCCGUUGCUUUAACGCAUGAUGCCGUGAGAGUCAGCUGGGCAGACAAUUCUGUCCAAAAGAACCAAAAGACCGCAGAAGUUCGUUUCUACACAAUACGGUGGAGGACAAGCUACUCAUCCAGCUCCAAAUACAAGUCUGCUGAUACAACAUCUUUAAGCCAUACAGUUACGGGUCUGAAACCGAACACCAUGUAUGAGUUUUCAGUGAUGGUCACAAAAGGCAGAAGGUCUAGUACAUGGAGUAUGACAGCUCAUGCUACUACUUAUGAAACAGCGCCAACAUCUGCCCCGAAGGACUUAACAGUCAUCACAAGGGAAAGGAAGCCUCGAGCUGUUACAGUCAGCUGGCAGCCGCCCAUCGAAGCCAACGGCAAGAUUACUGCGUAUAUCCUGUUUUAUACCUUGGAUAAGAACCUCCAGAUAGAUGACUGGGUAAUGGAGACGAUUGGCGGCGACAGACUCACUCAUGAGAUCCUCGACCUCAACCUAGAUACAGCUUAUUAUUUCAGGAUACAGGCUCGUAAUGCCAAAGGUUUGGGGCCCCUCUCUGACCCAAUUCCUUUCAGAACGCCAAAAGUGGAACAGUCUGACAAAAUGCCUAAUGACCAAGGUCAACACGGGAUGUACUGGCCAGUGGAUAACAAUCUGAUUGACAGGAGUAGCCUUAAUGAACCUCCUAUAGGACAGAUGCACCCCCCUCAUGGUGUAACACCCCAGAAGAACAGCAACCUCCUGGUGAUCAUUGUGGUCACUGUUGGAGCCAUCACAAUCCUGGUGGUGGUGAUCGUGGCCGUGAUCUGCACAAGGAGAUCGUCCGCACAGCAGAGAAAAAAGCGAGCCACACACAGUAUCAGUAAGAGGAAAGGGAGUCAGAAGGAUCUGAGACCACCGGAUCUGUGGAUCCACCAUGAGGAGAUGGAAAUGAAGAACAUUGAGAAGCCGGUGGGAUGUGACACUCAAGGAAGAGAAUCGCCAAGACAGAGCUGUCAGGACAUCACGCCUGUCAGUCAUAGCCAGUCAGAGUCACAGCUAGGGAGCAAAAGUGCAUCACAUUCAGGGCCGGACACUGAUGAGGCUGGAAGUAACAUCUCCACCCUGGAGCGAUCUUUAGCUGCACGGAGAGCCACAAGAGCCAAACUCAUGAUCCCAAUGGACUCACAGUCCAACAACCCCCCUGUUGUCAGUGCCAUACCAGUGCCCACGUUAGAAAGCGCCCAGUACCCGGGAAUACUUCCAUCACCGACCUGUGUAUAUCCUCAUCCGCAGUUUACGCUGCGUCCUGUUCCUUUCCCUACUCUUUCAGUGGAUCGGGGAUUCGGACCAAGUAGAGUGAAUGAGACCCAACAGCCCCAGCAGGCGACCAUGAUAUCCCACACGCAGCCAGAACACCCCAGCAAUGAGGAUGCUCCCAGCCGGACGAUCCCUACUGCCUGCGUCCGGCCGACACAUCCCCUGCGAAGCUUUGCCAACCCCUUGUUACCUCCUCCAAUGUCUGCACUGGAACCAAAAGUUCCUUAUACGUCACUUUUAUCUCAAGCAGGGUCCAGUUUACCUAAGCCACAAGUGAAGACAGCAUCAUUGGGCCUGGCAGGAAAAGCAAGAUCUCCGCUUCUCCCUGUGUCAGUACCGACUGCUCCAGAAGUGUCAGAGGAGAGUCAUAAACACACAGACGACCCUGCCAGUGUGUACGAGCAAGAUGACCUGAGUGAACAAAUGGCAAGCUUAGAAGGUUUGAUGAAGCAGCUCAACGCUAUCACAGGCUCUGCUUUCUAAGACCAUCUGAAAGGAAAUUAACUCUUUCUGCUGCCGAUGGGCCUGGAAAGCAUUGCAGAGCAAUGCCCUUUAGCUCCCUCUGAAUGGUAGCCAAGGAGUUAAUUGGACACCCACAAAUGUUGCAGCAUACCAGUGUUUUACAAUGAAAAGCAAUGGACGGACCCACAGGCCUUUCCCCAUCCAUGAAUUGAAUACUUGCAAGAAUUCACGUACCCAUCGACUCAUCUCUUCAGAACCAUUUUAUCUGUUUUCUUAGUUCACGGAAAUCAAUGUAAGGAUUUUGUGUCAAAGACUCUUUCGCUGGAAAGAUUGAGUGACACUUCAGAACCUGAAAUGCCGAUACGCCAAGCCCGGUCUAUAAUUCCAGCCUGGUGAUAUAUUUAUUGAUGAAAUCGGACGUGUUCUCAUUCCAUGUUCAUUGUUUGGGGGUUUAGUAAGGGUGUAAUAUUUAAAGGUUAAUCUUUAUUUUUUUCCAUUUUUUAGGAAAAGCUUUUAUUUUGAAAUCGACAUAAGGAAAAGAACACGUUGUAGUAUGUGACACAUAAAAAAAUACAACAAAAACAGAAAACUCUCAUAAAGAGGUGUUGAGGAAAAGGAGUGAACCUACAAGUCUAUGACGUACAGAUGGAGUAGAACGUGUUUCAUUCGAUAGUUCUCCUUUAUAGCAAGUCUUUUUUUGUUUUCAAUUUUAAGGGGUUUUCCAAGAAAAAUCAUAUCGGUCAACAUGUUUAAUUCCCCAUGCUUGUCACAAGACCAAGAAUAUAACUUAUUACCUUUCCACAGUACCACUACAGAGCACAAAGACGAGGAUCCCUUGUCUCUGAAUGAGGGAAGAGGCAGUCAGACACGUUCCCUAUUCAGUUACUAUGUGACUGCCGGAGAUAGUCCUCUACAGCAGCGGUCCCCGACCCAGUCCUGAAGUUACUCCAUUGGAAUAGAACGGAAAAUAAUUAAAAUCCUGAACUGUCAGUGACUUUAAGGACUGGGUUCGGGACCUCUGGUCCACAGCACUAAGCUAUAUUUGGAGCAGUUGCACCCCUGCUGAUCAGACAUUAAAUAUGUGAUAAGUUAUAAUGUUGUGAUAGCCCCUUUAUCUAUGAGCCAAAGGAAUCAUUCACACAGCAGAAUUCUUGGAGCUGAGCCUAUAGGGCUUUUUCUUAUAUGUAGAGAAGCAGGCAAAAAACUGGAUAAUGUCCUAAGAAAAGAUAGUUGUAGUUAAAAAUACUUCCAUACAUACAUACAGAGCAAGGAACUAUUUUUUGGACUUCCGUAUAAAAUCGGAGACCAAUAUAAAAGUCCUAUUCUAUCUCCGUAAAAAAAAAAAGUAGCCAUAAUACAUUGCAUGUAAAAGCUCUUAUUCCUUUACAAUUCUAAAGCUCAUGGCUUUUUCCAAAAUAGCUCAAUUUAAGAGAUGGAAACAUUAAAAGAUUUGAACAUUUUGUUGGCGGUGUUCCCAGAGUAAUGUGGUAGAAUGCCCUUUAGGGAUCAUACACAUGGUCGUCUUACAGCUCCAUACAAGCUUUAGGUUUUACAUAGACGUCUGUAGAGCCAUACUGUACAUCUGCAUGCCUCUGAUUUUACAUUAAUUUCCAUUAAUAUAAACAUCAGGGUAUAUUAGAUUGAAUACUAUAUUACUGAGGUUUACUAGCAGGGAAGACUACUUCCGUAAUAUGUAACAUAUGGAGGCAUUGUAUGGUGGCCCCAUAUGGUUUACAUACAGAUGGCUCUGCCGAGUGCAGAAGGCCUAAAACCCAUUCAAAAUGUUACGUAACUGACUAAUUUUAUUUACACAUUUCAUAUCCACCUAAUAACAGUAUUGUUGUAUUCCUGUGAUCACCCGCGUACGCAGAAGUUGACCAAGACGAAGGAAAACAAUUCUUUGACCUCAGACGUCUCUCCAGUUAUGAUUUAUGUCUCCUGCUCUGCAGUAGUGAUAAAGCACAGAUGAGUGGGUAUAUGGCACUGUCAGUUACCUUCUUUAUAAAAUUGAUACAAUACAUCAUACCGUGACGACUGGCACAAAGUAUCAAAGGGUUUGCGGCUUUCCCGAUCUUUUCAUCUGGUUACAUCCUGUUGUGUCAAAAGUCAGAUGCUUCAUUUUGCCAGAUUGAUUGAAAAGUUAUAGAGACUGGUUCCAUCAGUGACUACUUCGGUUGGAGGGCAUGGAGAUUAUACACUUAUUAUUAGACGGUUUGGGGGUAGUGGAAAACAUAAAUUUCCUAUUUUGUCCCUUGGGAUAGUUGGGUUUCUGCCAUCAAGUCUGUCAUGCACCUGCUGCUUGCCAACCACUAACUCAGUUGAAGCAGUCUGGAAGUUGGGGGGAAGUGAGGCCAGCACCCUCUCUGGCUACUGUGGGGAGGUGGAGGAUACAAUUUUAGUCUUUCACCUGUCUAUGCUACAGGGGUGCUAUGCUGCCAACUAGUAGACAGUUCCAAGAGGGAUACAUGACCAUGUGAGAGACUGCAAACCCCAGCUUUCACCUUACUUGGUCCUCAUGUUUUUGUCUUUUUCUGCCCUGCCAUAAUGGCAGGGCAGAAAAGGAUUGGAACAUGCGGAUCAAGUAAGGUGAAAGCUGGGGUUUAUAAUCUGUUACAGCUGACCCUCAGUUUAUUUUUUCGGCUAUUCCCUUUUCUCCCUCUCUCUUGCUUUAUCCUCUUUAUUUCAGUUCUUUUCCAUUCUCCUUCUAUAUAUUGCCAUAUAUUCCAAAUAGGCUGGUUUACGACAGCUGCAUUGUGUCCCAUAUCUGCUAUGCAUCUUUGCUAACUACUGUCUCUAUGGCAAGGGUGAGUCCUUCCCCCAUGCCAUAGGAGUUGCCUUUAGUUGACUAUGAUGGUACUGCAAGGAAAUUGAACACUUACUGCUAGUUUUCCCCAGAAAUUACAGAUGAUCACUGGGAGGGUUCCAGUAGAAGGUCACCUUGGGAUCACUUUUUUGUAAAGAGAUCCUUCCAAGAAUUAGGGAUUGUCCAAAGUGGAGAGCCCCGUUAACCUGCAGAUACAUAGGUUCCAUCAAUAUAACCCUAUGAUAUGAAAACAUACCUUACAUAUUCUUUAAGGGGUACUUUGCCCCUUGACAUCUUAUACCCUAUCCAAAGGAUAGGUGAUAAGAUGUCUAAUCGUGGGGGUCCGGCUGCUGGGCCGGCUCACGAUCUCCAGGAUGGCACCGUGGCGCUUUGAACAUGGAAGCUUCAAGCAUCUGUUUUCUUGACAUCACACCAUGCCCCCUCCAUUAAUGUCUAUGGGAGGGGCCAUGAUGGCUAGUACACAGCCCUCACACCUCCAUCAAUAGACAUGAAUGGAGGGGGUGUGACGGCUGUGGUCGUCCGUCAUCUGGCAUGGAGUGGAGUUUUCUCUGUGCACCAGAUGACUGGGGUGCCAUGCCAGAUAAUGCAGGGGUCCAGCUGCUGGGAUAGGGGUUAAGAUGUUAAGGGGCGAAGUAGCCCUUUGAGUCAAACAUUUUUAGUAUUAUUUAUAUUAGCGCAAUUUAAAUAUUUAUAUAUUGUCAAAGAAACUCCCGUCAUCCAUGGAGAUCGAAGGUUUCAUAUAGUAACUAAGUAUAAAUGGUAUUACCUGCCUCGAUGCUUCACUCUUCCCUUGAGACUUUCCGUUACACAUUGGGAAGAUUUAUCAAAACCUGUGUACAGCAAGAGUGGUGCAGUUGCCCAUAUCAAUCAAUCAGGUCGCUUCUUUCAUUAUUAAAGAGGCCUGUGAAAAAUUAAAGAAGCGAUCUGAUUGGUGACUAAGGACAACUGCACCACUCUUCCUCUACAAAGGUUUUGAUAAAUCUCCCCCCAUUGUUUUUAAAGAAUAGUUCUACCUGGAGAAGUAAACUGGAGAAGUAAAAUGUUCCAAUGUUCAGGUUGUUAUUUGCAGUUAUUAAAUACAAAGCCAGGGACAGAUCGUACAUGGAGGACAGAUAUAGAGUCCAAUGCCAGAACUUUCCUUUGGAUACAAUACAAUACACAGACGUGACCGAACAGUAUUUCAUGUAACUUGGCUAAUGUUAAACAUUUUAACCACAAUCCUUAUGAAAAAAACAAAACAGAUCAUAAUGGAAUCCAGUCAAUGCAAAAUUGGCAACCUUAAACGGGUACUCCAGUUCUGGAAAAAUGAUCCCCUAUCCAAAGGAUAAGGAAUAAGUGUCAGUUCCUGGGGGUCCAACCACUGGGACCCCCCCCCACCAUCUCCUGCACGGCACUUCUGCUCUCCUCAUGCACAGAGCUGGGUUCAGCACUCACCCUUCAAUACAUCUCUAUGGAAGAGCUAAAGCAUUGUACUUGUGUAUCUCCAGCUCUCCCAUACAGAUGCAUGGAGGGGGCCUGUCGACCACUGCUUCUUGCACGGGGAGAGUCGGGUAGCCAGGCAGGGGAUCGCAGGGGGUCAAAGCAGUCGGACCCCCAUGAAUUGACCCCCUGUCAUUUCGUUUUUUCCUAAACUGGACUACUCCCAGACUAUACCGAAAAAUAAAUUAUUUUGUAAUUCCUUAUCAUGCCGACUCCUUGAUUAAACUUCAGCUAUGUGCAAAAUUGUCUCUCCCCCAUGGUGACUGAUGCAAUAUUUUUUUGUCAUUUUUAUAAAGCAGCAUAGCGUAUAAUAGCGGAUGUAGAUCGGUUGCUAUGUGGUACCUCACAGUUGUGCACAUGGCAUUGAACUAUGAAACAAUACACAUUUUUUUCUCAAUUAUCUUUCUCACCCUUCUAUCAUAAUUCUUUGUGAAGAAUGUUGUAAACUUGUUCAAACCCGUUAACAAAUCUCCCAAAUUUUUGUCCUCCUGCUUGUUGUAUUGAAAGGAUGUUCAUGCUCUGAUCAUUACUAUACUAUUGUGAGGGUCAUACAUCACAGUAUGCUGCACGUUUUUCAGUGCAAGGAGAGCAACGUGGUAGAAGAAAAUCUAAAAAAAAAAAACACAAAAAAUAAAAAAUAAAAAAAAUAAAAACACAAAACUUUUUUUAUAACUGUAAAAUAAUUCUGCCAGCUCCUGACUUUGUGAACUGGUUUGGGGGAGGGGGUGGGGGUGUGCUUUUUUAUAAGUAUUAUUUAAUUUAUUCUUUAGAUUUGUUCCUUUUAGGUAAAUUAUGAUACAAUUUGUAUCCACUACGAAAUAGCUGAACUUGGCUUUGAGACGGAUGUACAAUUGGGAUUGUAUUUGUAUGAAUGUUUUCCAGAGCUGGAAUUUCUGUUUUUUUUUUCCCUCUGAUUUUUAUUUAUUAUUGUUAUUAUUUAAUUAAUAUAAUUAUUUAUUUUAUUUAAUUUAUUUUUUGUUUUGCCAGAACAAUUCACUAAAGAUUAUCCAUUAGUUGUUACUCUCUCUCUC